This is a messenger RNA of Habropoda laboriosa, 822 nucleotides long. It is a transcript of the gene btn, whose product is annotated as homeobox protein Hox-D4a. The record is from RefSeq and is a predicted model, not a curated record. Bases 1 to 822 code for a protein of 273 amino acids. Gene Ontology annotation, biological process: positive regulation of transcription by RNA polymerase II. Gene Ontology annotation, cellular component: nucleus. Gene Ontology annotation, molecular function: RNA polymerase II cis-regulatory region sequence-specific DNA binding; DNA-binding transcription factor activity, RNA polymerase II-specific. Lineage: Eukaryota; Metazoa; Arthropoda; Insecta; Hymenoptera; Apidae. The transcript has 4 exons.
AUGUCUUGGUUAGAGAAUGUAGCUUCAACGAAUCAACAAUAUUCUGAAAAUGUGUUCGAACCAUCUUCUCUUCGAGUGAAUCUCCAGAACACUUAUUUUCCUGGAAAUCGGGAGUCUUCGUGGAGUCCGAGAUACUCCUGGAAUAACUUUUCAAAUCCUUACAACGCUUCAACGUCGAAUAAAUCUUCCAAUGAGAUUAAUUUCUUACCGUCUUAUACCGCAAACUUUCAACACUUUGACACGAACCGAAAUUAUCGAAUAUACAGGUGCGGGCAAUAUUCCCAUGAGAAUGUUAACGUUAACGAAAACGACAUAGUUGAGGAAACGAUAGAAAAAAUAGAUUUCAAUUCUACGGAGCAAUUCGUCGACUUUACUUGCGAGAAGACUCAAGAUCAUCAAAUCUCUACAACCACAAUGGUAUUUCGUGCCUGGGAAAUUCCAUCCAGUCAAAACGCUGGGACAAAUAUUGAAAAUGACUUGAAGUAUUGUUCAUUACAAGAAUCCCGACACACAGUUGAUUUAACCAACAAUUCAUCUGACAACGAAGCGUAUUCUAUAGAACGUGCAUGUGAUACGAAUAAAAGAUUGCCUCCUGAUAAACCUCGUAAAGAAAGAACAGCAUUUACAAAGCAACAAGUUCGUCAUCUUGAAUACGAAUUCGCACAUAGCAAUUAUCUUACACGCUUACGUCGUUAUGAAAUUGCAGUUGCGUUGGAUUUAACUGAACGGCAGGUAAAAGUGUGGUUUCAAAAUAGACGCAUGAAGUGGAAGAGGACGAAAACAAGGUUAGGAAGUGGAUCGGAAAAACUUAAUAUUUCUUAG